Molecule: messenger RNA, 2229 nt
Organism: Theileria equi strain WA
Lineage: Eukaryota; Apicomplexa; Aconoidasida; Piroplasmida; Theileriidae
Product: jumonji/arid domain containing protein
Exons: 9
Coding region: 1-2229 (742 amino acids)
Biological process (GO): chromatin remodeling
Cellular component (GO): nucleus
Molecular function (GO): histone H3K4me/H3K4me2/H3K4me3 demethylase activity
Source: RefSeq, a predicted model, not a curated record
AUGGAUCCGCUAAAGGGCGCAGGAUCACACAUAAUGAACUCAGGCUCCGACAAAGUUGACAACUCUUGCAAAAAUGAGGUCAAUAUAAAGGUAGAAUCCGCAGUAUUAGAUGAAUCCAACACACGAGAAUCCCCCUCGUAUAGGAGAAGUUCUAGGAAAAUAAAGAAGCCCAGUCUCUUCAAAAUAACUCACCACGGUCGCCCAGAUCCGGAGCUUUUAGCUGCAAUAAAGAGAAGUAAACUGGAUACUUGUCAGCAUAACACUGAUUAUGCAUCUAUUGCUCAAGUGCCUACAAUAUUCGCAACUGUUGAAGAAUUUAAAAGUCCAAUUACUAUUUGGAAUAAGUAUAGCGACCUGGGUGAGAAGUUUGGAGCCAUCAAAGUUGUGCCGCCGGAUGGAUGGCGCGCACCCUUACCUGUGGAUUUAGAAACCUUUAAAUUCCAGGUGCGGGAGCAACGGUUACAGCAACUUCUCAACGGAAAUGGCUUUUCGCACCCACCGUGGUUAUGGGAUUGUGCAAAGAUGAAAGAACACAAUAACCAGCUUCUAGAGGAGGUUAUGAAGAGCACAGAUCCACCGCUAGAUUCAAUAGAAAAGGAAUAUUGGAGGCUUAUAAAAAGUGGUGAUUCCAAAGUUGUUUCUUAUUACGGGGCAGAUUUGAAUUUUGUCUCUCAAGAUGAUUCUGAGAACUCUAACUCAAAAAAUCAUAAUGUUAUUUGUAGAGAUCCGUGGAAUAUGAAAAAUCUUCCAAAAUGUAACGGAUCAUUGUUAAGGUAUUUAAAUGCAGUAGUACCAGGCGUUAAUAGUCCGUGGCUUUAUAUAGGAAUGUGUUUUACAUCUUUCUGUUGGCAUACAGAAGAUAACUAUUUUGGAUCCGUUAAUUAUCAUCAUGUUGGAGCCCCAAAGAUUUGGUAUGUUGUACCUCCAGCAAAGGCAGGAAAAAUGGAAGCUUUGCUUAAGAACUUUAUAGCAAUGGAGAGUGAAGAGUUCGCGUUAUACAGCUUAAGGGUUCAAGUGCCUCCUGAUGUGCUAAUUUCAAAUGAUAUACCCAUAUACCGGAUUGUACAACAAGAAAACGAAUUUGUUUUGGUGUGGCCUAGGACUUUUCACGCAGGAUUUAAUGCAGGAUUUAACAGCAAUGAAGCAUGUAAUAUUGCACCAGCCAGUUGGAUAAAAAUGGGUUACCAGUCCUUACUAAACUAUAGAUACGCGAGAAAGACUUGUAUCCCAUUUUUCCGUAUAAUUUUGUCUGCAAUUCCAAAUUUUCUCGAUUUGGAACCAAUUCACAUAUCACAUAUUAUCGAUUGUGUAACUUUGCUCCUCAUACAGGAGUACAAAUUGAGAACGAGUCAAUCGCUUCCCAUGUACCAGAUGUUUUUAGAUAUGGACAGCAUAGCUGCUUUAGAUGAUGUAAAAGCAUAUUUGGCAUCGGUUUUGGAUAAAGGGUUUGAACCAAAUAGAUUUUUAAGGGCUAUAAUUAACACUGAAAGCACACAUCAAUACCACUUCCUAGUUGCCUGCAAGGAAUUGGCAUCCUUUUCUGUCAAAGACUGUGAUUUAUGUGACAGUCCCACGUUAGGAAGUUGUGUUAUGUGCAAUCAUAUAAAUACGGUCGUUUGUAUUUCCUGCCUGGGAUAUCAUGAGUGUGACUGUAAAACGAGGGUCAUACUUUACCGUUUUACUCUUUAUUCCAUCUACAACAUAAUUCUCAUUUUAAAAAGAGCGUAUUUUUCUAUAACCAACCAAGAAUGGAGUCCUAGCGGAACUGAUUACAAAGUUCCGAGCAAGGAGGAAAUACUAAAGGUGGAUGAAUCGUCAUACUUUACGUGUCAUAAGCUGAAAGAGGCCCUAAAUAGCUUAAAACAGGAUGGUGGAUUAUCUUCUGAUAGGGGAGCAAAAUGGGCAAACGAGAACUAUGCCUGGGCGCUUGGGAAUGACGCAAAUAUGGACAAGAGACCAAAGCUGCAAACAACAAAACUGGAAAAAAUAAAGGAGGCAUAUGAGGAUAUGAACAACACAUGCAGAAAACUGAGAAAGCCGGGCGGACCAGGAACAAAGAGGAAAAGAGGCAGUACAACCACUGACAACAUUGCCAUAAAAUACCCUUGUACCAUAUCAAAGCUUCUUGGAAAAAACCCCUUGGCGAAAACCAACAUAAUUUUGGUUACCAAGAUAACUCUCAAAUACCUGAUUUUGUCGAUACAAGAAGAUUUGGAGGAGAAUACAUAA